Medioppia subpectinata is the source of this 1081-nucleotide messenger RNA. Lineage: Eukaryota; Metazoa; Arthropoda; Arachnida; Sarcoptiformes; Oppiidae. The record is from the annotation of a GenBank genome assembly.
UUAUAAUUGUUGCUUAAUAUUAAAUAAUAAGAAUUAUGCAAGUUCUGUUAUAUACAGUGCUUGUGUGGGCACAGAUAGCACUGACCAUAUGUAAGGCAUCAAAACCAAUGGUAAUAAUAGACACGGAUAGCGGCGUUGACGACGCUUUGGCCAUAAUGUUGGCCACGUAUUGCCACAAACACAAUAUGAUUGACAUAAUGGCCAUCACAUGUCAAUUCGGUAAUACAUAUGUCGAUAAUGUGGUCAAAAAUGUCGGCUAUACUCUCAAUGCCAGUGAAUUAGAAGGAAUAAAAAUAUACAGGGGUUCUGAUGGACCUAUUGUUGGCAAAUUUGUUUCCGACGAUUACUACGGAAUCGAUGGUUUGGGAAACUCUACACUAGAUAUGCCCCCAAUUGAUGUGCACAUAGAGAGUGAACACGCGGUCAAUGCAUUGGUACGACUGGCCAGAGAGCACCCGAAGCAAAUUACCUUGAUCGCUUUGGGACCCUUAACUAAUAUAGCGCUCGCAUAUAUGUUGGACAACAAAUUCUUUGACAAUUUAAAAGAAAUUGUUUAUAUGGGCGGUAGUAUUGACUUUGGGGGUAAUAUGGGUCCGGGAAAAGAGUUUAAUGUUGUGUCUGAUGUGGAGGCUGUGAGUAGAGUGCUGUCCAGUGCCAAGUGUCCCAUCACUAUAGUGCCCAUUGAGUGUUGUGACAGGCAUGUACUUACCUGGGACAUUUACGACCAAAUAAUAAAAUUGGAUUCAAAGAAAUCAAAGUUUAUGAAACUGGUAACAGAUAUGGAGGUAAAGCGACUCAAAGAGCAGCCGGGAUCUAAAGGCAUAACAAUGUAUGACAUUCUGGCAGUAAUGGCGCCCAUAUAUGAAGACUAUAUUGAAUCCAAAGUUGAAUACAAGACAAGCAUUGAAUUGAAUGGAGGGCUAACUCGAGGAGAACUCGUGUUCGACAAGAGGUCGACACCCGAUGUCCUGAAUAAUGACUGGAAAUCAGUUCAAUAUAUCAAACACUUUGACGACAAGAAAUUAUCACAACUUUUUAUUGAUUUUAUGAAAUAAUAACUUUGUCAAUAGAGUAUAAAAAU